UUGGUCCCUCAUCGUCCCUCUAGCGUCAACAUGGUUUGCAAGGUCGUCCUCAUUACCCUCCUGGUUGGGGUGGUUCUUGCUGUUCCCCAGUACGACUAUAAGCGCCCACAGCCACCACCACCACCACCCACUGGCCUCUAUCUGCCGCCCACUGCCGCACGCCCACUAAGCCCACCCGCUGCACCACCUCGCGCCCUACCUCGCCCUCCUCCUCCUCCACAAACUUACAAAAUACCUCAAGCCACCAACAUCCGCCCACAGACCUACCAACCCCCUCCCGGCCCAGGCAUGGAGGGAAUGCCUUACGACUUUGAGUGGGGUGUUCAGGACCAGGGCAGCGGUAACGCCUUCAGCCACGUCGAGAACAGCGAUGGACGCACUACCCAGGGGGAGUACCGCGUCCUCCUGCCCGACGGACGCACACAGGUGGUGACCUUCUACGACAACGGCGGUGGAUUCAACGCUGACGUCACCUACGUGUAGCUUCCAUCAGCUGCGACCUGAGUUCGAACACCGGAGUGCUACCUCUUCUUCGAUCAGGAACGUUAGAGAUAUCGCCAACCUACGAGCAAAACAUUAAAGAUAUACCCACCUAUGUUCAGAACAUUAGAGAUGCCCCACCUGUGUUCAAACCCUUAGAGAUACCCGAACUAAGUUCAUAAAAUUAGAAAUAACUCCUACUUUCAAACCUUAAGAGAUAACCACCUUCGAACGCUUGUGGACGACCCUAUUUACUAUCAGUUUCCGACUCCGAAGUACUUCGACUCUUAACGUUCACAACUCAAAGAGGAUCUUGACUUGCUACUCCAUGGACGACGCGCUGAGGCAGCGAGCUCCACUCCUCCUACCUCUAACGACCCUAAAACGAACGACCUUUAAAUCUCUCUCUCAAAAGUUCAUAAUUCCCUUGCUCUAACUUUUCUACUCUCUUCAUGCUAUUUCUCAACGCUACCUACAAAAGAAAUAAGAGGCUCUAUAAUAGGAUUCGUGAUCAUGUAUAUAGAGAGAACUAGAACAAAUAUUUCAUAAAAAAAAUAAAUAUUUGAAAUUUAUUGUUUUGUCUUCUAACUCAAACUUUCUCUAGCUGCUUUACUUUUAAAGAUUAUGUAUAUUUAUAUCUUCAGAGAUAUUCGUGUUUUCAAUCAUGAAAUGAGAUUUUUACUAUAUUUUGGGCACAAAUUUCUUGACUGAAGGAACAGAAGAUGGCUUCAAGUGAACUCUUCAGCCACUACAGGAAAGAGAAAAUAGGUGACGUCCAUUGACCUUUUCAGUCACUGCCACAUAGCUUGUUCCCUGUUUUCGCUCCCACCAUUUGUAUUUAUUUAUUUAAAUGAUUUAUGAAGUACAAACUCCAGGCAUAUCAAAUAAUAACAAAUCUGAAACUGUCAUCCCCAGUAAGACAGUGUCCUUCAUGCCUACCAGUUGUUUGUACCGUAUGUAAUCAGAAGUAAUUUUUAUACAGACUGUAAAUCUUUCUAUGAAAAAUCAUGUUUAUUUUCUAUGCUACACUUGACUUUAUUAUAUCCUUCUCUCAUAUUUUAUUUGUAUUAGUAUUUCGAAAUGUACAUUACAAUACAGUGAAUAAAUGAAAAGUUUUGUCAAUUUCCAUCCCUUCACGAAGCUUGCCUUGGUGUUAGUGAGGGGGUUCUUGAUUCAGGAAUUUGGAGCUAUCCUGAGAUAAACUUAAUACUUUAAUCACUAUUUGAUGUCUGAUGGUGACAAGGUUACGUGCAGCCUUGUUUAGCCGAUAGGCUUUAAACCCCAUUAACUAACCAAGCCGUUUUCCUGGGAAUUUUCAGAUUUAGUAAUAGAGUUUCAGGUACAUGAAGUAAAAAGCUUUCUUGUGUAUUUCAAUUAUUACUUGAUACAAUAAAAUGGGAUGUUAAUAUGCAGAGUUCACGAUAACAUGAGAAGAUUUUAUUCAGAUUAUUAACCCGAAAUGUUAAUGAUCUCCAUACACACUGUGUAUAUACACUGGCUUAGCUUGCUAGGCUUUAUGUCUGGUGGCCUGGUGGCUAAAGCUCCCGCUUCACACACGGAGGGCCCGGGUUCGAUUCCCGGCGGGUGGAAACAUUCGACACGUUUCCUUACACCUGUUGUCCUGUUCACUUAGCAGCAAAUAGGUACCUGGGUGUUAGUCGACUGGUGUGGGUCGCAUCCUGGGGGACAAGAUUAAGGACCCCAAUGGAAAUAAGUUAGACAGUCUUCGAUGACGCACUGACUUUCUUGGGUUAUCCUGGGUGGCUAACCCUCCGGGGUUAAAAAUCCGAACGAAAUCUUAUCUUAUCUUAUCUUAACUGUGCUAGGAACAUUAAAGUUGCAUUUCACCUGUACACCAAUAGUCAAGAGGUAUGUCUACCACUCGGUUUUAUAUAUAAAAUGUAUCUAAUGCACGUAUGAACCUAGGUAUGUAUUAUUAUUAACUAUAUUAAAAGGAGACUAAUUAAAAUACGUACAGCAAUAUAACACUACUCGGUAUAAAUAUGCUCUAUAACAACAAAAAUAAUUACAAAAAUUUUUUUUUUUUUUUGUUUACGAGUAAAAACAUGAAACCAAUAAAUACACCGAGAGGAACAGGUCUCUCGGUGUUUAUACACUGAAAAUUUACUUUAAUGCUUUUGUAAGUGAUUAAAGUAUUCUUGAGAGGAAAGACUCCAUUAGUGGUAAAAAAAAAAGACAAAUUUAAUUACAUGAAACCUUUAUCGUCAACUUUUCAUCCAUAUAAUUUCAUUUGUGCGUCUCAUCGUGUCCGUAUUUUAUAUUAUUACCUACACACAACGGCAAUCUUCAGAAAAUGCGACAAAUAGCAAUGGUAAGUAAAUUUGCACAAGUUAUCCCUUAAUUUCAGACGCUAAGCAGACAUUUUCUUUGAUGUUCAUAGUCCGUUUUCUGUUUUUAAAAUAUUUUUCAGGGAAACCACAAAAGUUUAAAAAAAUAAAAUCGUAAUCAAAAUGUGUAUGAUUUACCAAGUCCAAAAAAAUAAGCAGACAAUUACUUUUAAACAAUAGAAGUGUAAUUAUAUUAACUAGGUAAAUGAGAAAGGAAUCGAUCAACUCUAGUCUUAAAUUUA
Molecule: messenger RNA, 3070 nt
Organism: Cherax quadricarinatus
Lineage: Eukaryota; Metazoa; Arthropoda; Malacostraca; Decapoda; Parastacidae
Source: RefSeq, a predicted model, not a curated record